CAGAGCUCGCUUUUUUCCCAACUGCUGCACACUGCUCUCCCAACAUAAUGAAGUGCGCGUGCUCCGUACGAUGUCGCACUGCCACGUUCACAUGGUUCACUUAUCGUACAAAUUCUCUUUCAGUCUAGUCCGAGCAAAUAAAUCAGUUAUCAACUCAUCUCCUAACUCAGUAACUGUGCACUUGCGGGUUUGUGCCAGUUAGUGACAAGCAGCAGGGAUCGUCAACUCAUUCAGUCGAGAGUCUCCUAGCCUAGUCAUUCAGAAUUUGUUACUCUUCACUUCAGCCCAGCCGGCACUGAGCUAGCUACAUGUAGCUAGCGUUUCGACCGAAGCCCAGUAGUAAAGGGAAGGUCUUGUUCAACUUGACAAGGCUACAAGGCCGUCCAGUCACUAUUUUCGUGGAUUGUGAAUUGUCCGCCCAGACUCCACCAAGUGAAUAUUCGGAAUAACUUUACAGGUAAAUAUUUGCGGGUCCCUUCGUCCUUAGGCCUUGCUCAACCGCGAAGCGUGUUGACGUGUUGCCUGCAACAAGUACGGUUUUGUUGAAGUAAAGACAAGUGCGCGUUAUUGCUCCGUGGCGUGCCGGACUUCAUUCGGCAUUGUGACCGAGUACGAGCGGGCCAUUGGUGGUCUUGUUUGCUGGGAUUCCAGCAUUAGUACUGGAUGGUUUUAGCGUGUCCAUAAGGCCUUGGCAAGCAUGGACAUGGCUCAGUAUCCGGAUGAUUGGCGGGCGGGCGGGGACGACACGUAUUACGACCAGUUCUAUUUCGAUGGUGAUGCUGCGAGCAACGGCUCGACGUCGGGUACAGGAUGCAACCGGACGGUGGCUGCGGACGAUGCGUUCACCAACGCGUCGCAAGGUAUUGGUAUCAGCGUGGCAGUGCUGAGCAUGCUAGGUUCGCUAUUCCUACUGGGCAGCACGCUACGCUGGAAGGACUUGCGCACCGUGUCGCGUAAAAUCCUGUGUCACAUAGCCGUUGCGGAUUUUAUCACCGCGCUGGGCAACUUGCUGGGCCAGGCCAUGCGUUUGGACGUCGUCGAGUUCCCCAGCGGCGUGGGAAUCAACGGCACGAGCGUGAACUUGACCGACGCCGAGAUCGACAAAGCUUACCAUCCUACCAUGUGCGUGGUACAGAGUGCGCUAACGACUACGUCAUCGCUGAGCUCGUUCUUCUGGACAUGCUACUUUGCCUACUACCUGCGCAAGAGCAUCGAGCAGAUGGAGACGACCAUAAAUCGGCCCAAGUGGACGCUGGGCGUAGUGGGCGGGUGGUGCGUGCCCAUAGUGGCUGCUGUCGUUGCCGUGGCGACCGGCACGCUCGGCGCCGACAAGAGCAUCAGUGUGUCGGCCGGCUGGUGCUUCAUACGCGGUGUCCAUGGCGACACAUUCACCGGGAAGGACAAGAUCAUCGCCUCGCUCUUUCUCGGCAAGUUCUGGGAGGUGCUGACGUACGUAUACAUUGUGUAUGCCUACUGGAGGGUGAAGAGAUUUAUCGGCAAGAAUGACGAACACCAGUCGUUUGUCACGCAAGGGUCGGUGCGGGCAGUGCAGGAGAUUGACAAGAAGCUGACUCUCGUACCGGUGAUCUUCAUCUGCAUUCGCAUAUGGGGCACCAUCCGCUUCAUUAUGUCUACCAUCCCGACGGCGGAUUGCGUCAGCACAGGGUACUUCUGGGCGGAUCGCGCCUUCUUUCUUCUCCAGAGUGUGGGAGACUCCAGUCAAGGUCUGGCGAACGCCAUCCUCUUCGUCAUCAUGACCAAGAAGGUUCGACGGCGACUGCUCCGUUUCUUCUGCUGUUGUUGUCCGCUGGCGGCCGACACAGCGCCACUAGCGGCCAGAAGAACAGGCGAGAGGACACCCAUCAUGACGUACCACCAUCAGUCGCCGCAGCGAUCCGCGUUGCCAGGACAACGCUCCCGUCGCCUGAGCAGCAACACGUCGUCAGCGGCCAUGCCUGCAGGCGGUCCGAAUGGAGAUGGCGACAAGCCGCUACAUCGCUACAAGCGACUGGACGCCAGCACCCCGCCGCGCCGACAGCACGAAAGUGACUUCUUCGGCGGCGGCAUCCUAGUGGAUCACAACCCGUCCGAUGAAAGCGGUGACGAUCAGGUACCCACCGGGGCGCUGAUUCAGACAUGAGUGGUCACGUUGUGAUAAGUUGAUUCUCCACAGUGUAACAUACGUAUGUCACUAUGUGUUGAGGUGACUGAGACAGGAGAUGCUAGUUUACGCUCUCCGCAUGAGUAUGUUCUAGCUCACAGGCAACACGGGUUUGGCUGUAUUGGAUUGAUGCAACCGGUACACCCAGCCGUGUCUGUGUGUAUGAAUCUAUCCGCUUCCGUCAUCACCAGCACAACCAUCACCUCCUGGCCGAACAUCGGCAUCACAGUGCGCCCUUUGCAGCUUGUCUGUCUUUAAAAAGCUAGACGACGCAUGGGUAUCGUGUCUGGUUGUCUGUCUUCGAAAAGCUAGACGACGCAUGGGUAUCGUGUCUGGUUGUCUGUCUUUGAAAAGCUAGACGACGCAUGGGUAUCGUGUCAGGUGGACAAGCAUGUGUUGGACUAGUGACUGCAGGAAUUGUUUGCCACAGAGUGGGACAUAGUCGCGUAUCAUGUCGCGUAUCAUGUCCGGUGGGCGAAUGUGUGCUGGAGCAGCGUACACAGUGGUUAGGAUUUGUUCCCCGCGCUGUGCAGUCGCCACCGCCGCAAUGCCCGCAAAGUUGAUCGAUUGCACGAUGUACGUUGAUAAUUCGAUGUUGAAGCCUCCCUCCAGAUCCUGUAUCAGCAAUGAGCUAGCCACACACACACUGCAUCGCCCGGUUACCGAUUUGUAUUGAAUCACGUCUUGGUCACUGCCGGCCCGUGUUGAGAAUGUAAACGGAGUUGUGCAUUGACUGAGGAUGGCUACGCUUCUCCAGACAGACAAACAUCUACGGUCAAGGUGGGAUGUGCGGGCAGAAAGGCAGGCAGGGUCCACAGUCCACACUGCACCCGUAUGUAGCUAUAGGGUCUUUGUGAGUUCCACCGCAUAUUUCGUAGCACUUGCCUCGAGGCGGCCGGCCGCCAGUACAGCAUUGCUCAAUUCUACCAAUAAUUAUUAUUGUUAUUCUCCAUUCCUUGAUACCAUGCUCAGUACUCUGUUGGAGCAGCAGGCCGCUCGCUGACUGAGUAUACCCGCAACCAGCCCCCUCCUGCCCAUCCACCUGAUGCCGUUGGCCCACGGGAAUUGUUGACAUGGUUAUUCGAUUUUUGGCAAAGCAACGCUUAUUAUUUUUGAAUCUAUUCGAAGUAUAUUUAAAUUUUUAACUCAGAGGAGGAACCAUAUUCUCGUAAUAUUUCAUUUUUUUCCAUUCUAUAUAGUAGAGCCGUGUUCCCCGAAACGGAAAGAGGUGGAGAGGAUGAGAUUCAUGGAGAUGUGUGCGAGCUUCCAUCA
Messenger RNA from Sycon ciliatum, 3433 nucleotides. RefSeq names its product G-protein coupled receptor 157-like. NCBI's taxonomy places the organism in Eukaryota, Metazoa, Porifera, Calcarea, Leucosolenida, Sycettidae. Gene Ontology annotation, biological process: cell surface receptor signaling pathway; adenylate cyclase-activating G protein-coupled receptor signaling pathway. The record is from RefSeq and is a predicted model, not a curated record. Gene Ontology annotation, molecular function: G protein-coupled receptor activity. The transcript is spliced from 3 exons. Bases 698 to 2140 code for a protein of 480 amino acids. Gene Ontology annotation, cellular component: plasma membrane.